Chenopodium quinoa (quinoa) is the source of this 2264-nucleotide messenger RNA. RefSeq names its product calcium-binding protein P-like. Lineage: Eukaryota; Viridiplantae; Streptophyta; Magnoliopsida; Caryophyllales; Amaranthaceae. Gene Ontology annotation, biological process: regulation of gene expression. Bases 172 to 2079 code for a protein of 635 amino acids. The record is from RefSeq and is a predicted model, not a curated record. Gene Ontology annotation, cellular component: cytoplasm. Gene Ontology annotation, molecular function: mRNA binding. The transcript is spliced from 6 exons.
GAAGCGCAAAAGAUAUUACGAGUCUCACCUUUGUACCAUAAAAGCGACAAUCCGCAGUCUCUCCCAAAAUCACAAAUAACCUAUCUGCUUCAAAUUAGGGUUUCUCUCUCUCCUCACCUCAACCCUCUCUCUCACUUUCUCUCUCCUCAAAACCUUCGAGCUUCUACAUCAAUGGCGGACGAUGCUCAAUACGAAUCUCACAAGAGAAAAUACGAAGAGGAUACCUCGCCACCGCGUCAACGUCGUCCUACUGGUUUCUCCGAUGGUCCUCCUCCCGCUGCCGCGCCGUUCGGAAACGUUCCGCCGCCAUUGGAGGAUUUUCAGCUUGCUAAACAGAAGAUUCAAGAACUUGCUUCUCUCGCUUUCAAUGCUGAGGCUAAGCGUUCGAAGUUUGAUAAUGGCGGUUAUGGUUCCAACGCUAAUGUUUUGUCAGAUCAGAAGCCUUUAUCAUCAAAUAUUCAGGUUGGUGGUGCUGCUCAUGGCUACUCUGGUAGCUCUGAUUGCAAAAAGAUUGAAAUACCCAAUGGACGAGUUGGUGUUAUCAUUGGCAAAGCAGGGGAUACCAUCAAGAAUCUCCAAAUUCAAUCCGGAGCAAGGAUCCAGGUGACUAGAGAUUCAGAACAUGACCCAAGUUUGCCACACAGGACUGUUGACCUGAUGGGAAAUCCAGAUCAAAUUGCAAAAGCUGAGCAGCUAAUUUAUGAGGUUCUUGCUGAGGCUGAUGCUGGAGGUCCUGGGUCUGUUUCAAGGAGGAUGCCAGGAUCAUCAGGGUCUGAACCAUAUGUUUUGAAGGUCCCAAAUAACAAGGUUGGGUUGGUUAUUGGUAAAGGAGGUGAGACCAUAAAAAAUAUCCAAACCAGGUCUGGAGCUAGAGUGCAGGUUAUUCCAUUGCAUUUGCCCCCUGGUGAUGCACCUAUGGAAAGAACUGUGCAGAUUGAUGGUACAAGUGAGCAAAUUGAGGUUGCAAAACAAAUGGUCAAUGAGGUCAUUGAGAAUCGCCUUAGAAAUCCAGCAAUGACUGGCGGAUAUUCUCAGCAAGGCUACCAAGCACGGCCUCCUACAAACUGGGCUCCUCAACCCCCUCAAAUGCAGCAACCUGCCGGUUAUGGCUACAUGCAGCAGCCUGGAGCUUAUCCUGGUGCAUCAUCUCAAUACAAUCAACAACCUUACCCUGGCUAUCCUCCUCAAAACUGGGACCAGUCAAGUGCUUCUCAGACUCAACAGCCUCAAGGAACUGGAUAUGAUUAUUACGGGCAGCAGCAACCCCAAACUCAGCAGCAGCAACCACCUAACGGGCCCCAAACUGCUAGCACUGGUUACAACUACAGUCAGCCACCAACUUCUGGUGGGUAUAGCCAACAAGGAUACUCUCAAGAGGGAUAUGCGACUGGAUACCAAGGUUAUGGCCAGCCGACCGCUAAUCCUCAAUCUGGGUAUGAUCAGCGCCAGGGUUAUGGCUCAACUCCCGGCUAUGGAAACGCGGCUAACCCUCCAACUCAAGAUGGUCACCCUCCUGCCUAUGGUACCCAAGGUGAGACUGGUCAAACACCAUCAUCCGGGCAACCACAACAGGGAUACAUUGGGAGCCAGCCAAGUCCUAACCCUGCAUACCCAACUCAGCCUGGUUAUGGUGUUCCACCAACCUCACAACCCAGUUAUGGGACUUCAUCUGUACCACAGGCAGGUGCAUAUCCUGGUUAUGGGCCACCCCAGGGCCAGAAAACACCACCAAACCCAUCAGUGUAUGGUCAACCUCAGCAAUCACCAUCUCAGGUAGGGGGUUAUGCUCCACCUGCUGCUGGUCAGCCUGGAUAUCCACCCUCACAACCAUCAGCUCCACCAGGUGCUGCUGCUUCUUAUGGAGCUGGAACUGCUCAGUCUGGUGCUUAUCCCCAAGCCUAUGGCGCACCACCUGUAACCCCACCAAGCUAUGGGCAGCAACCGUAUUAUGGUGGUGCUUAUUCCCAGCCUGCUGCAUAUCCUUCCGAUGAUAAUGGGGUGGCUGCUGCUGCACCUGCUCCUGCUUCCCAGCCUGCUGCUCAGCCUAAUGGAGCUGCCAAAGCAUCACCUCAGAGCUAGUGUUUGUAUGAGAGGUAUUGAUUAGAAGUUCAGUUUGUGCCUGUAGUAGUUUAGGAUUUAAAUACAUUUGCUGUUCUGUAAAAUUUUGGAUGGUUAUGUUAGUUUCUUCUAUAUGGUAAUCAUAUAACUUGUUUGAUUUCUGUCAUCGUUAACUAUUCAAGUCUCCAGUGUUAAAUUGAGUAUUA